This is a messenger RNA of Aspergillus affinis, 315 nucleotides long. RefSeq lists its product as uncharacterized. Bases 1 to 315 code for a protein of 104 amino acids. The record is from RefSeq and is a predicted model, not a curated record. Lineage: Eukaryota; Fungi; Ascomycota; Eurotiomycetes; Eurotiales; Aspergillaceae. Gene Ontology annotation, molecular function: oxidoreductase activity. The transcript has a single exon.
AUGGCAUUCAAAGCAGUAGUCAUGUAUCCGAACGAACCGGACGCCACCUUCGACAACACCUACUACAAGGAGAAGCACAUGCCCCUGGUCGAACGGAUCUGGGGAAAAUACGGCUUGACCACGUGGCACAUCCAGAAAUACACCACCGCCCUGGACGGAACGCCAUCGAAGUAUUCGAUCACGACUACCUUGGAGUGGAAGAGUGAAGAUGCAGUCCAGGAGGCUCUGAAGGAUCCCGAAAGCCCUCUGAUCUUCCAGGAUAUCCCGAAAUUCACCAACACGCAGCCGAUCACUCUCCUCGGAGGGCCUCUUUAA